AUGGUGGAGAUUCGAACAGAGCCUGUGGGGUAUUCCCGCACCCCAUUGUUUGGUGGUGCCCUAACAGCUGAAAUACCAAAUGUGUUUAAGGAUAUGAGCAAUGUGCGGCCGAUUCCUGAUAACCAAGAAGUUUUUGCGUCCUCCGUUUCCGACACAAACAUUAUCAUCGAACUUGUUGAAAGACUAGAACGAGACUCUGAAGCAGCUCGGGUGCCUUUGGUUCGUAUACUAGGAAGGGAGUCAGUAGGAAACUUGUCAGAUGACGAACUUGCCGUUCUUGCCCAUAUGCAUGAUAUCUGCAAGGCUAAUCAAGAACGAUUCGAACUGGUCGAGGCUCCUAAAUUAUGUACCGUUCAACAUAUCCCCGAGCCGUCAUACUUGUGUAAAUUGAAACUGGUGUCGCGUAUGGUCAUUUGUGACGCAUCUGGCACAGUACGAUCGCACGAGAAGGCUACAACGGCAUACAUUGUUCUUGUUCGUCUGGUGCUACAAGGAACAGAUAUACUGUUGCAUAUCAAUGUCCCGCAGAAUGAACAUGUAUGCAAUGGAGACCCAGAUGGCCCUGCAGGCGAAGAACAAAAGGCAAAAGAAAUAUUAGAGAGGCUUUUGCACACACUAAGAAUUGUGGACUACGGCUUAUUUGGCAACUAA
Ophidiomyces ophidiicola is the source of this 651-nucleotide messenger RNA. RefSeq lists its product as uncharacterized. Gene Ontology annotation, biological process: protein import into nucleus. The coding region runs from base 1 to 651 and encodes 216 amino acids. The record is from RefSeq and is a predicted model, not a curated record. Gene Ontology annotation, molecular function: guanyl-nucleotide exchange factor activity; small GTPase binding. Gene Ontology annotation, cellular component: nucleus. NCBI's taxonomy places the organism in Eukaryota, Fungi, Ascomycota, Eurotiomycetes, Onygenales, Onygenaceae. The transcript is spliced from 2 exons.